AUGGCACAUUUCUCCGUCGCAAAAUGGAUUGUAAUGCUAUUUUUUGUCUCGUCCGCAUCUGCACAACAGUGCGAUCAACCUGUGGACAGUGCACGCUUCGAUUGUCACCCUGAACCAUCUGUAUCACAACAAAGCUGUCUGGAUCGUAACUGUUGCUGGAAACCGAUCUUCUCACCGGCGAUUCGAUUGCUCAAAAAUCAUUCGACUAAUUAUUUUGAAGGCGUACCUUGGUGUUACUAUCCACGAGAUUUUCCAACAUAUCAAAUAAAGACUAAUGAAUCAACUAGUUUUGGUCAACGACUAACCAUUGUUAAACGACAAUCGACCUAUAUGCCGAACGAAAUUCUGAAUUUGACAGUUGAUCUUAUCUACGAAACAGCACAACGAUUUCGCCUACGAAUUUAUGAUUCAACGGAGAAACGUUUCGAAGUACCACUUCAAGUUCCUGCCAUUGAAACAAAAGCAAAUGCCACCGAUUACGAAGUUUCAUUGAGUCAAACACCAUUUGCCAUUCUUGUCAAACGGAAAUCGACACGUGGAAUAUUAUUCGAUUCCAGUGCAUCACCACUCAUCUAUGCAGAUCAAUUCAUCAAAUUUUCAAGCCAUUUAUCCAGUCCAUUUCUCUAUGGUCUUGGUGAACAUCGGCAACCGCUAUUGAUCAAUGUUACAAAUGAAUGGAGAAAGCUAACGUUUUGGGCUCGUGAUAUUGGUCCAGCUGAGGGUGUUAAUCUGUACGGUGUUCAUCCAUUUCACAUCAAUGUGGAAAUGAACCACAACAACACGCAAACCAAUUUUCAUGGACAAUUCUUUCUCAAUUCAAAUGCGAUGGAUGUUGACCUUCAACCAUUACCUGCCAUUACUUAUACAACAAUUGGAGGUAUCAUUGAUUUGUAUUUGUUUACUGGACCCACAGCUCAAGAUGUUAUUCAACAAUAUUGGGAUGUGAUCGGGAAACCUGCAAUGCCAGCUUAUUGGUCUCUUGGUUUUCAUCUAUGCCGUUGGGGAUACAAUAAUAUCGACAAUUUGCGAGCCGUUGUUCAACGAAUGCGUGCUGCCGAAUUUCCAUACGAUGUUCAAUGGACAGAUAUUGAUGCAAUGUCAUCUCAUCUUGAUUUUACCUAUGACCAAACAAAUUUCAAUGGUCUUCCAGAUCUUAUUCAUUCGUUGCAGUCUGAAGGUAAACACUACGUUAAUAUCAUCGAUCCGGGUAUCAGUUCCACACAACCAUCCGGUACCUAUCCACCUUACGAUGAUGGUAUGAAAAGAGCGAUUUUCAUGACUAAAUUUAAUUCAACGGAACCAAUUACGGGACAGGUUUGGCCGGGAUUGACAGUAUUCCCAGAUUUUACCAAUGCGAGCACUAUUGAAUGGUGGACAAACAUUGCUGCUACAUUUCACGAUAUAGUUCCAUUCGAUGGGAUUUGGAUUGAUAUGAAUGAACCAUCAAAUUUCAUCGAUGGUUCUCAAGAUGGUUGUACCAAUAAUUCAUUAGAUAAGCCUCCAUUUGUUCCAAAUGUGGUUGGUUCUUCACUCAGUGCAAAAACACUAUGUCCAUCUGCACAACAUGCACUUUCCUUCCAUUAUAAUUUGCACAACAUGUUCGGUUAUUUCGAAGCAAAAGCGACGAAUCUUGCAUUGCAAACAAUUCGUCAGAAACGAGCAUUCGUUUUGUCUCGUUCGUCAUUUGCUGGCUCGGGUCAAUAUACCGCUCAUUGGACGGGUGAUAAUCGCGCGACAUUCGAAGAUAUGUACUUUUCAAUUCCGGCCAUUCUUAGUUUCAACAUGUUUGGUGUGCCCAAUGUCGGUGCCGAUAUUUGCGGUUUCGGACUUGAUACUACUGAAGAGUUGUGCACAAGAUGGAUGCAACUGGGUGCAUUCUACCCUUUUAUGAGAAAUCACAAUGCUAUCGGUCAGAAGGAUCAAGAUCCUGCUGCAUUCUCUUUGACAACUCAACAGAUCAUGAAACAAGCAUUGCUAAUGCGAUAUUCACUGGCUCCAUUCUGGUACACUCUUUAUCAUAAAGCAGCGAUGGUAUCAAGAACUCUAGUGCAGCCACUCCAUUUCGAAUUUCCCAAUGACAACAACACACUUGGUAUCGACCAACAAUUUCUAAUUGGUAGUGCCAUUCUUGUCUCACCAAGUCUUGUUUCACAAACAACUACAGUACAUGCUUAUAUUCCACAAGAUGUUUGGUAUCAGUUUCCAUCGGGUGUCAAAGUGCAAGUUGCCGGUAUAUUUACGGAUCUUGAUGCUCCUUUGGAAAAAAUUAACGUUCAUGUUCGAGGUGGCUUUAUCAUUCCGAUGCAAAUACCAGGUGCCAAUUUAGUGAUGGGCCGUCAAAAUCCGUUUAUAUUACUUGUUGCUCAAUCAGCAGCAGGAAAUGCAAGUGGAAAUCUGUUUUGGGAUGAUGGUGACUCCAUUGAUUCGAUCGAAACCAAAACCUACAAUUACUUUGAAUUUUCACUCGUUUCGAACGCAUUGACCAUCCAUGCAAUCGUAACCAAUUACAAAGAUUCACCGAUGCGUUUGGAAAUUGUUCGAAUUCUUGGUAUUAGUAAAUUAGUGACGAGUGUAACUGUGAAUGAAAAAGAUUACAAGAACUUUUCCUACAAUAUUGCCGAUCAAAUCUUGGUCGUGGAUGGGCUCGAUAUGAAUAUGCUUGCUCAAUCGAGUCAAACAAUUGCAUGGACAACAACAAUUAAUUGA
Messenger RNA from Rotaria socialis, 2706 nucleotides. Lineage: Eukaryota; Metazoa; Rotifera; Eurotatoria; Philodinida; Philodinidae. The record is from the annotation of a GenBank genome assembly.